GCCUGUAUGUAAAAUGCAUUAAAUGGAUUGUUACAUUUGCCCUGAGAACAACCUUCUGACAUAGAUGCCUUCCAUUAGGACGAUGAUGAUCUGACACUCAGCCCAUUUACUUAACCACUGUAUAUCCCCCUUCGGCUAACCGUGCUUCCCAGGCUGCUGGCAGCGGGUUACAGCUUUGUCAAGAUGGCUAUGCCCAACAUGGUUUGAGGCUCCCAGGGCCAUGGCCGGUGGCAGCAUUGUCCAAGUCACCAGAGUGUACUUACUGUAUAAAUGUUUUGUGAGUUCCAUAAUGGGAAGGAAAAGGUUUCUUGCAGAACAUAAGUUAUUAGGAAACAUUAAAAAUGUGGCCAAGACGGCUAACAAGGACCAUUUGGUUACAGCCUAUAACCAUCUUUUUGAAAGUAAGCGUUUCAAGGGUACUGAAAGUGUAAGUAAAGUGUCUGAGCAGGUGAAAAACGUGAAGCUUAAUGAAGAUAAACCCAAAGAAACCAAGUCUGAAGAGACUCUGGAUGAGGGUCCACCAAAAUAUGUAAAAUCUGUUCUUAAGAAAGGAGAUAAAACCAACUUUCCCAAAAAGGGAGAUGUUGUUCACUGCUGGUAUACAGGAACACUACAGGACGGGACUGUUUUUGAUACUAAUAUUCAAACAAGUUCAAAGAAGAAGAAAAAUGCCAAGCCUUUAAGUUUUAAGGUUGGAAUAGGCAAAGUUAUCAGAGGAUGGGAUGAAGCACUCUUGACCAUGAGUAAAGGAGAAAAGGCUCGACUAGAAAUUGAACCAGAAUGGGCUUAUGGAAAGAAAGGACAGCCUGAUGCCAAAAUUCCACCAAAUGCAAAACUCAUUUUUGAAGUGGAAUUAGUGGAUAUUGACUGAAAUAGCAAUGAUUCUGAUACAGACAUCAGCAACAAUAAAACAUGGCCUUGAAGAAACUUACGUAACUAAUUAGAGCUGGGUACUAUUUUAACGGAAGACUCAACUGGAAAAUUCAAGAACGCAGAUAUUGUUUACCCCGGCCCCCACUUUUUAAUAUAUGUAAUCCAUUAUAAUUCCUUAAAGUUUGAAAUAUUUUACUACAGCUGUCUGUAUAAAAUACUGGUUAAGGAGAACUUUCCUUUUACCUCAUGUUGUAAACUAAAAGGCUCAAUAAAAUGUAUUAGUGUCUCGAUUUA
Suricata suricatta (meerkat) is the source of this 1167-nucleotide messenger RNA. RefSeq names its product FKBP prolyl isomerase 3 (gene FKBP3). The record is from RefSeq and is a predicted model, not a curated record. Gene Ontology annotation, molecular function: peptidyl-prolyl cis-trans isomerase activity. Bases 221 to 871 code for a protein of 216 amino acids. Lineage: Eukaryota; Metazoa; Chordata; Mammalia; Carnivora; Herpestidae. The transcript has 7 exons.